Messenger RNA from Anopheles nili, 1602 nucleotides. RefSeq lists its product as uncharacterized. Gene Ontology annotation, molecular function: RNA polymerase II cis-regulatory region sequence-specific DNA binding; histone deacetylase binding; DNA-binding transcription factor activity. The transcript has 2 exons. Bases 1 to 1602 code for a protein of 533 amino acids. NCBI's taxonomy places the organism in Eukaryota, Metazoa, Arthropoda, Insecta, Diptera, Culicidae. Gene Ontology annotation, biological process: cell fate commitment; regulation of transcription by RNA polymerase II. Gene Ontology annotation, cellular component: nucleus; cytoplasm. The record is from RefSeq and is a predicted model, not a curated record.
AUGCUAACGGACCCCAAAAUGAGGUCCACACUCGGCCUGAUGGGCUCUGGGGAAAAUGCCAUCAAGCGGGAACUGAUCGACCCACUGGACGCGGCUAGCCAUCCCAAUCAUGGUAUUUUGCUGGACGAUCGACUACGGCUCGAAACGAAGAACCUCCCGCAUAGUGAGCUGGCCGGAGAAGCAGCCCUCAUCGGACUCGUCGGACCAGACUCUGGCUGUCCACGAACAGGCCCACUUCCGUAUGCCAACCAGCCAACACAGAACAAGCAACCCCUGCAAGGAUUCGACCAGAUCUGGGGUCCAUCGCGUUCGGACAUGAACCAACGGCUGCAUUCUUCCGUCGGAGGAAUGAGUCACUACUGGCCUGCGUAUGAUAACCAACCCGCGUGCUCUACACCGACGACUCCGGGUGAUCCUCCUCAAGACGGUACAGGUCCAGAUGGUCAAAUCUACACCCUCACAGUGCUGCACGAGUCACCGGAACAUGGUAUCGUUUGGUCGGACACCAACGCCCUUGAAUCGCCGGUUCCUCUGGCACCUGACAUCGCGGAUUCCGCAACAUCGUACGAUUCGCCUGUGGACUGCUUCAACUUCGAUGGCUCCAGCUACGACCUAGCCGAGUACUACUCCACCAAACCUGCAGUACAAUCACACCAGCACCAGCAGCAGCAGAACAGUGUGCCACUGAUGGGCUCCUCCUCGGUACCGGCGAUCGGUGGCCAUCUUCCGCAGCAACAACAGCAGCAUCAGUCCUCGUCCGCCAUCAGCCUACACGGCACUGUAGAAGGGUUGCUGAAUGAAAUCCAGCUGUCUAGCUUCGGUGAACGAGGACCACUAGGGCCAGCCAGCGAUAUAGGUUUGCAGACGUCAAGCCACAGCCUGUACACCGAACCUUCAUCGUACAUGUACACCGGCUUUGCCGUAUCCGACAGUUCCUCUACACAAACUCAGCACCAUCCGGCCAUGCUUCCUUCACUCACGGUGUCCACAACGAGGGAUUCCUCUACCAGCGUGUCCUCGGUCUCAGGAGCGACCGGGUUCGAAGGUAAACUGGACACCAACAAUAACAGCAGCAGUUGUCCGAUGAACCAACUGCCCACUACGGAUCAGAGCGCCAACGGCAGCAGUAGUAGCUCGAGCAGCAGCAGCUCUAGCAGUUCGAGCAGUAGUUCGAGUAGCUCGAGCAGCUCAUGCAGUGACUCAGUAGCAGCCGGUGCGGCCAACAGCGGACAGAAGCGAGGUCGAUCACUUCAUUACUGCUCGAUCUGCUCGAAAGCCUUCAAGGACAAGUACUCGGUGAAUGUGCACGUACGAGUGCACACCGGCGAGAAGCCAUUCUCGUGCUAUCUGUGCGGUAAGAGCUUCCGGCAGAAAGCGCACCUCGAGAAGCACUAUCAGACGCACCUGCACCAGAAGAACCUCACCAAGCGGCCCAAGCCACUCAAGGCGAAAUCUGAUGCACAACAGCAACUUCAACAGCACCAACAGCAGCAACAACAACUGCUACAGCAUCAGCAACCUCAGCAACUAGAGCAGCACCUCCAGCAGGACGCCGAAACGGGACUGCUGUUGAACCAGGUCAAAGUGAUAGGCAACUGCUGA